AUGGAGUCGCCAAGCAACAACAACUGUCCUCCACGCUGUGCAAGGGGAUGCGGUUUCUAUGGAAAUUUUGCAACCAACAGUAUGUGUUCCAAGUGCUACCGUGAUUAUCAGAAAGAAGAAGAGCUUCUUGCCAAGUUUAUUGCAGCGCCAAGCGCGGUGGCUCCGGUGGAGAAAACCCUAGACGUCGAAUCUGUAUCUGCUAACGAGUCGCCGUCGUCGACUAGUGAUGAUCAGCCAUCUGGUGUGACAAAGAAAAGGAACUGUUGCCAGAAUGAGAGCUGCAAGAAGAAGCUUACACUGGUGCAAGUGAUGUCGGGAAAAUGCCGCUGUGGGGGAGUGUUUUGUGACAAGCAUAGGCUUCCUGAAGAGCACUCAUGUAGUGUGAAUUUCAAGGAGACUGGAAAAGAGGUUUUGGCCCAGCAGAACCCAGUUUGCGUUGCUGACAAGUUAGAGAAUAGGGUCUAG
Fragaria vesca subsp. vesca is the source of this 465-nucleotide messenger RNA. Its product is annotated as zinc finger A20 and AN1 domain-containing stress-associated protein 9-like. Bases 1 to 465 code for a protein of 154 amino acids. The transcript has a single exon. The record is from RefSeq and is a predicted model, not a curated record. Gene Ontology annotation, molecular function: DNA binding; zinc ion binding. NCBI's taxonomy places the organism in Eukaryota, Viridiplantae, Streptophyta, Magnoliopsida, Rosales, Rosaceae.